Molecule: messenger RNA, 3147 nt
Organism: Closterium sp. Naga37s-1
Lineage: Eukaryota; Viridiplantae; Streptophyta; Zygnematophyceae; Desmidiales; Closteriaceae
Source: the annotation of a GenBank genome assembly
AUGCUCGGAGCGGCGAUUAAAACCGACUGGCAGGGUCGCAUCGCCGCUAUCAACGGCGCGAAAUCCGGCGAGUUGGCGUCUAUUGCGGAGGACGAAAUGGAAGGCGAGAAGGUGAUUGCGAUGGUGGAUGAGACGUUUCAGGUGAUGGGAACAUUCAAUCUGGCGGAUUUUAUUCCUUGGCUCAGCCCUCUAGAUCCGCAGCGCAUCUACGCUCGCGCGAAGCGGCUCAAUCCGCACUUCGAAGGAUAUGUUCUGGCGUGCAUUGCGGAGAGAAAGCGGAUGCUGGAAACGCGGAGGGGGAGAGCGGGGGAACGGGGAGUGGAAGAACGGAACAAGGGCGAAAGGGAUGUGGGACUAGAAAGGUGGCACAAGAAUGAUGGGGAAGGAGGGAAAGGAGAGGGAGGUGAUGUGAAGCUGGGAGGAGAAGAGUCAGUGGCGGAACGAGUUUUGGUAGAUGCAUUGCUGGAAAUCGAGAGCCAAGGGGAGGAAGAGGUAACGGGAAAGGAUAGGGUAACCAGGGAGGAGAUUAUGCUGCUCUGUUUGGAUUUGAUCAAUGCUGGCACCGACACCACUGCCAAGACUGUUGAGUGGGCCCUUGCUGAGCUGGCAAGUCACCCUGCCAUGCUGGAACGGCUCCAAGCUGAGGUGGAUGCCGCAUACUCCAAGUCAGCAGCUGGAUCAGCCACAGAAGUAUCAGCGGAGGAAGAAGCAGCAGGAGAAUGUAAUGUAAAACAGCACAAUGCUAAAUCAUCUCUCCCGGUACAGGAGAUGCCUUACCUCCAAGCAGUGAUUAAGGAAACUCUGAGGCACCACCCCCCAGUACCGCUCCUCAUCCCUCACAUGACAACUGCCAGUGUUUCUAUUGGCGGAUACACCAUCCCUCCCGACACAAUCAUUCAGAUCAACGCCUGGGGUCUCGCUCACGAUCCAACUGUCUGGAUCGACCCCCAUAAUUUUGAUCCCAGCAGGUUUCUCGGCCCAUCGGCCCCUGAUGUGACCGGGCAGGAUUAUGGUGUGCUGCCGUUCGGUUCGGGCAGGCGGGUGUGUGCAGGUAUGAACUUGGGGCUGGACCUUUCACGAUUUGAUUUGAAGCUGCCCGAAGAUGUGUUGGCCGCUGGUGGAAAAUCCUCAGUCACCAUGGCUGCUGGGAAUUCGUUUCCUGGGACGGGCUGGUUCGCCAGCGGGAUCAACACCGCCCAGCACCUUUUCCCCAACGCGACGGCAUCAGGCGGAGACUUCCGCGCAGCGUCAGGCCUCGUCGCAGCCUUUAUCGCAGCAGUCGCGGUUCUCGUUUCCACUUCCUGGCUCUCCUUCCUCCGCCGCCGUCGCUCCCUCCCCCCCGGCCCUUACCCGUGGCCUAUCCUCGGUAACCUCCCGGACCUAGGAACGCUUCCAUUCCGCUCCCUAGCGAAGCUGGCCGACGAGUACGGUCCGAUCCUGACCGUUUGGUUCGGUUCCUCGCCGUCAGUGGUGAUUUCGUCGCCGGAGCUGGCCCUUGAGGUGCUUAAAACGAAUGACAAGCUCUGCUCGUCCCGCCCAAUGAUUCGCACAUUGGAGAUUUUCUCUCUCGGCGGGAAAAAUAUAGUGUUUUCGCAGCCCAACGACCGUUGGCGAAAGUUGCGACGGCUGGCGACGCUUCACCUUCUGUCUGCGAAGAAACUGCAGGAGAGCCUUCUCGUGCGAGAGGAGGAGGUUCGUGACAUGCUCGAUGCGAUCGCUGCUGACGCAAUAACUAAUCCUUCGGAUGUGACUAAAACGGUUGCUGCUACUACUGGAGGAACCGCAAAAUCUGCCGCCGUGGCGGAAGAGGGGAUCAUAGAAGUGCGAAGGUAUUUAAGUCGCGCGACGCUCAACAAUAUUAUGCGCAUGACCGUCGGGAAGCGCUUCGGCUAUUCGUCGAUUCGCGGCGCGGCGAGCGCCACGCCGAAGGCGCUUCUCGACGCCGCGAUGCGCAUCGAUUGGAACGCGCGCAUCGCCGCUCAUUGCGGCGAGAAAUGCGGCGGCGAGAUUCGACGUGACGCCGCUGCUGACGCGGCCGCAGCUCCAGCUACCGGUUCUGACGCUUCGGCAGCGGCUGAAGUGGAAUGUCGUACUGCUAAGACUAACUUAUCAUCUCCAACGGAGGCGACGGAAGGAGAGGUGGCGUUUGCAAUAAUCGAAGAGGGUUUUGCACUUGCGGGGGCAUUCAAUCUCGCGGAUUACGUGCCGUGGCUGAGCUACUGGGACCCGCUGCGCAUGUACGCGCGCGCGCUGCGCCUCGCGCCGCAGCUGUUCGGGCUCAUGGGCGCGUGCAUCGCGGAGCGACGCCAACUCUUGCUGCAAAAGAAAUAUUCCGCAAACGAAGGCAACGUGACUUUGGAGGAAGAAACCACUCUUGUCGAUACGUUGUUCGAGAUUGAAGGGGAGGGGGGGGAUCAGAUGAAUCAAGACGAGAUGCUGAUGCUCGCGAUUGAUAUGAUGAUGGCUGGGACUGAUACAACCGCCAAGACCGUGGAAUGGGCGCUUGCUGAGCUGGCACAGCACCCUGACAUGCUGGAAAGGCUCCGUGCUGAGGUGGAUGAAGCUUAUGCCAGGUCAGCAAGGGCAGCCGCGGAAACUGGGGUGGCUGCAGCAGGCGGUUCUGAUCGUCCGGUCUCCCUUCCGGUUGCAGAAAUGCCAUAUCUGCAGGCUGUCAUAAAAGAAACACUUAGGCAUUACCCUGUGGCUCCGUUCCUAGUUCCCCACCUGACAACUGGCAGCGUAACUGUAGGUGGUUACCACAUCCCGCCCAACACCAUGAUUCAAAUCAACGGCUGGGCUCUCUCCCACAAUCCAACGGUCUGGAUCAACCCGCACAAAUUUGAUCCCUCCAGGUUCCUUGUUCCUGAAGCCCCUGACGUGACCGGGCAGAAUUUCAGCCUGCUGCCCUUCGGUUCGGGCAGGCGUGGGUGCCUGGGGACGAACCUGGGAUUGGACCUGUCUGCCCGCCUGCUGGCGAAUUUCGUUCGGCGGUUUGAUUUCAAGCUGCCCGAAGAUGUGAGGGCAGCUGGGGGGCUGGACAUGACAGAAAAUUUUGGGCUGACCAUGGCUCUGGCUAAACCGCUGAGAAUUGGGGUGAGGGAGAGAAAUGCAGUGGCAAGGGCGGUGGUUUCUGCUUCAGCAGCAUGA